Rosa rugosa (rugosa rose) is the source of this 1232-nucleotide messenger RNA. RefSeq names its product GRF1-interacting factor 3. The transcript is spliced from 5 exons. Gene Ontology annotation, molecular function: transcription coactivator activity. The record is from RefSeq and is a predicted model, not a curated record. Gene Ontology annotation, biological process: cell population proliferation; leaf development; positive regulation of transcription by RNA polymerase II. Lineage: Eukaryota; Viridiplantae; Streptophyta; Magnoliopsida; Rosales; Rosaceae. Gene Ontology annotation, cellular component: nucleus. Bases 175 to 765 code for a protein of 196 amino acids.
AAAAAAAAAAAAUUAUAGGUGUCUUUUGUCUUUAAAACCCCAGCAUAUAUGUUCUAAAUCUGCUUUCAAAAAUCUGUGUUCCCACUUCCCACACACACUUUGGACUUCACCAAUCUCCACCGACUUGUAAAAGGGUUAGGGUUUCUGCACCAAAAACAAAGAUAAGGCCAAAAGAUGCAGCAGCAGCCGCAGCAAAUGAUGACCGGGAUGCCUUCAUUUCCACCCACUAACAUCACCACCGAGCAAAUUCAGAAGUGCCUUGAUGAGAACAAAAAGUUGAUUCUAGCAAUAUUGGACAAUCAAAACCUUGGAAAACUUGCUGAGUGUGCCCAGUACCAAACUCAGCUUCAAAAGAAUCUUAUGUAUUUAGCAGCAAUUGCUGAUGCUCAACCACAACCACAAGCACCAACAAUGCCAGCCCAGCAGAUGGCCCCGCAUCCUGCGAUGCAACAAGCAGGAUAUUACAUGCAGCAUCCUCAGGCUGCAGCGGCAAUGGCUCAGCAACAGGGUCUUUUCCCUCAAAAGAUGCAAAUGCAGUUCAAUAGCCCACAUCAAAUGCACGAAUCACAGCAGCAGUUACACCAACAAGCCAUGCAAGGCCAGAUGGGAAUGAGACCAGGAGGGGCCAAUGGUAUGCCUUCAAUGCAUCAUACUGACAGCACCCAUGGAGGAAGCAAGCAAGACAACUCAGAGGCUGGGACAGGUGGCGAUGGCCAGGGGAGCUCGGCUGGUGGGCACGGCAGUGGUGACGGAGAAGAUAAGUGAUGUGGCCUUAAGGAUGAUUCCGCAUGGAUACAUGUGCCUGUUGAUAGUAGGUGUUUUCUUUCCUAAAGUAGCUGCUGACAUGCUCAGUGAUCUUUGAUAGAUUUGAGCAAAGAAGCACAAGUUCUCUGGUCUUUUAGUCUUUUAAACGCCUUAGGUAGGUGAGUUGUGUUGUAAGUUGUUCUGAAUGCAAUGGAUCCUGGAAUCAGAUGAAACAAGCAGUGACAGACAACAGAUUAGUCCCAAGAGUGUUAGAGAUGGGAAGCAUGCGGUGUUCUGUACUUCAUGUCUGUCAAUUUGUGGCUUACAAUAUGGCAAUAAGCAUGCAGCAUGCUCCGUGAAUUCUGAUCCUGCUACAAGUUUUGCUGGUAGUUUGUUAUGUUUUUGGUUUUGGUUUGUAUGCGUAUGAGCUUUCAACUCUUCUUAGCAAAUGACUGGAGGCCAAAAUGAUCAAUCAGUUCUUAUUAUCA